Messenger RNA from Macrobrachium nipponense, 7970 nucleotides. Its product is annotated as CCR4-NOT transcription complex subunit 1-like. The transcript has 33 exons. The record is from RefSeq and is a predicted model, not a curated record. Gene Ontology annotation, biological process: nuclear-transcribed mRNA catabolic process, deadenylation-dependent decay; negative regulation of translation. Lineage: Eukaryota; Metazoa; Arthropoda; Malacostraca; Decapoda; Palaemonidae. Gene Ontology annotation, molecular function: molecular adaptor activity. Gene Ontology annotation, cellular component: P-body; CCR4-NOT core complex. Bases 1 to 6159 code for a protein of 2052 amino acids.
AUGUCGCACUUUGCUUUUACGUAUUUGUGUAACUUCGAUGCUCAUAGGUUUUCUUCUCCUUCCUUUGUGCAGGUGGUGCGUCAGUUUGGUGGAGAGGCAGAGCGACACUUGUACAGAGUGCUUAUUGGAAACCUGGAGUGGUCUGGGCCGCAAAGUGGAGAAACUCAUCGCCCUUCCCCCAAUAAUAACAAUAAUAAUAAUAAGGAUAAGGAACCUCCCUCCAGUGUAAGUGUAGCCACCCUUGGGUGGUGUUCUGCAAGUGGUGGGGCCAGUGCACUGCUCCUGCAACACUUAUCUGCCACCCUUCCUCACACAAUUUUCAUUGCUAAUCUUGCCUUUGCUAUUGCCAACCCACCAAGCCCCAGCAAGUACAUCAAAGCACAGUGGGUUAGUAGCGUGUGCAAAGUUCUACGAUUGUCACGUGUACAGGAAAUUACGUUAAGUUUAACCUUACUUCAAGCAACAAGUGUAGAAGUUCGUAAUCAAGCGAUAGCUCUUCUUAAAGCCAAACUACCAGAUCUUGUUCGUGCAUACGUUGAUACAGAAUCAGGGGACCGAGAGCUCUUGGAACUUCCAACUGAAGCUCUUCACCAGCUACUUGCACAGAUCGUCCAGUUGUGGAGAGAUCCACCUGCUGCUCUCUUGCCUCAGGAAUCCAGGCAAGCGUUCAUCUGUGCUUUACAGCGAGAAUUCCCUCGCUCUCGUGUUCCUGUUGUUCUUGCUCCCCUCCUCUACCCUGAUUCAGACGUCCUGAUGGAGAAGAUUACACAAGAGCCACCAGCCAAUAUGGCUAAGAACCUGCUUGAUGGUUCAUUAGCUGAUCUUGUUUUGGAACUCGGCUAUAGUUUUUGCAACACUGUAGAGGAAUGUAGGAGUAACCUGAUGAACUUUGGAGUUAGUUCCAUAACUCCAGCAGCUGUUGCCAAAGUUUUAGGUGUUAUGGUCAGGACUCACACAGGCCUCCCAUCAGAACAGAUUGGACUGCAGAACUUGAAUUCACCAAGCUCCCUGUGGAGUGACAACAAAGAUAAAUCAUCCAGCAGUCAGUCCCAACCAGUCAGUGGGAAUGAUUCCAAUUUGGGUGGUUCGGGUAAUAUUGCUGGACCUCAUGGAUGGAAUGUUGAAGUGUUUGUAAAAGCACUUCUUGAAGUGGUACCAAGUUUGAAUCUUAAGGAUGUCUUUGCCAAGCUAGAUCACAAGGGUUUUUUGGUGAAAGACAGACAAGGUUUAAAACUCCUUAUCACUGCGCUCAGGUCAUUACUUCAAGGACAAGGUAUGCGGCAGGAAGUUUUCCCAGUGGAUUGCUUUUAUAUGCAGUGGAAGAAUAGUGAGGAGCAACUCAGUCUUUUUACGGAGAUUCUCAAAAGCCCAGAUAUAUUUUGCUUCACAGAAUACCCGUGUGUGCUAGUGGCUACAGAUUGCCUUAAAAGUUUACCUGAUUUAGAAAAUAAAGAGAUUGCAACAUGGAGGUCAAUGCAGUUAUUGGAAACACUCUUGUACCUAGGAGAAGCAGGCCACUACGCAGUAGUGAAAGAACUUUUCAAAUUUCCAAUUCAGCAUUGUCCAGAUAUUUUGGUGUUAGGUUUAGUUCAGGCAACAUUUCCAUACACGAUGUUGCGCCAAGACUUAAUUGCCUCGCUUAUACCCAUCUUCCUGGGGAAUCAUCCAAAUGCAGCUAUUAUUUUGCACAAUGCUUGGCAUACUCAGAACAAUACCACUACUGUACGCCAAAUAGUAAUGCAUGCGAUGGCAGAGUGGUACAUGAUGGUGGAGAAUGAUCAGACAAGAUUAGGCAGAAUUUUGGAUGUUGCUCAAGACUUGAAGGCACUCUCUCUCUUACUCAAUGCCCAGCCUUUUCCGUUCGUUGUUGAUUUGGCCUGUCUUGCUUAUAGACGUGAAUUUCUCAAAUUGGAUAAGUGGUUGACGGACAAAAUUCGGGAGCAUGGUGAGGCAUUCAUUUCUGCUUGUGUCAAAUUUCUCCAGAAACGCUGUCCACAGCUUAUGGGUGGCAAAGAUGACAUAAUGCCCAAAUCCUCGCAGCUUCCUCCAGAGACAAUGGCUACAAUACUUGUAUGCCUUAAUGCUUGUGUCCUGAAUGUUACUGAUGAGUUGGCAGACACAAUAAUGACCAUGUUUCAGCAUUGCAGUCUGUUAUCUCAGUCUCAGCGUCCAAGAACACAGCAACAGAUUGGAUUUCCUGGUGGGGCAUCGGCCCAGGCUGGUGAAGGUACUCUUGGGGGUAUUGCUUCCAAUUUGGGUAACCUUAGCAUUGGCGCUACUGGUGGAGCCUCUUCGACCAUGUUUCCAGCUCCUUCCUCGACUGCAGUGCCUUUGAGUGGAUCACUGGGGACAGCACCAGGAUCUCCAGGACGUCCACUAGGACCUUUAUCAGCACCUGGGACAUCACAGUCACCUCUGUCAUCCAUUGCAUCAGCCAUUGGAUUACCUGCCUUGCAGAUGCCUCCUACCCUACCUCCACCAGUAGGGUCGCAACUCCCAGCACUCCCUACGUCAUCAAUAAUCCCGUCAACACUCAGGUCGCAGUCUGUGCAGCCUACUAAUGCACCUAUGAGGCAAAUGGACAUUACUCAAAUCUUUGACAUGCCUGCACUUGUUACCAAAGAAGUUGAAGAUGAAGCGAAUAGUUACUUCCAGCGUAUUUACAACCAUCCUCCUCAUCCCACCUUAUCCAUUGAGGAGGUAUUGGAAAUGCUGAAAAAGUUUCAUGAUUCCUCUAAUAAGAGAGAGCGAGAAGUAUACUCAUGUAUGCUUCGAAACUUAUUUGAAGAGUACAAGUUUUUUCCUACGUACCCAGACAAAGAACUUUUUACUACAGCACGACUUUUUGGGGGCAUUAUUGAACAAGGCUUAGUAGAGUACAUGGCCUUAGGUGUUGCCCUUCGCUUUGUAAUGGAAGCCCUCCAUAAACCACAUGGAUCAAAAAUGUAUUAUUUUGGUAUAGUUGCUUUAGAUAAGUAUCGAAGCCGUCUUAAAGAGUAUCCACGAUACUGUCAGCAUUUGAUGGCAAUACCGCACUUCAAUGAAUUCCCACCGCAUCUUAUAGAGUAUAUCAAAUAUGGCACUCAGUCACAAGAGCCGCCUUCUCGUCCUUCGGGUGUUGUAUUACCUCCAUCCAUGAAUGUGUCUCCCAGUACUCCAGCACCGUCUUCAACCACUGCAAGUGCUUCAGCAGCUGUGAGCACUGUUGGUGUUCCUCCCUCAUCAGCUGUUACCUCAGUAGUGACAUCUGUUGUUAAAACAAUGACUGCAACAACUACAACUACCACCACCUCUGCUGUUACCCGCCCUCAGUCAAUUACAGGCGCUUCGGCGGCAGUUGGUUCAGGAAAGGUUGCCUUUACUAUGACGACGACAAAUAUCGAAACUCUUCUCGUAGCAACAGAAAAAGAAGACACGCCACCACCAGAACAUAUUCAAGAUAAGAUUGCCUUCAUUUUUAAUAAUCUUUCACAAGUGAAUCUCCCUCAGAAGUCUUCAAAAUACCGUGUAGAUUCAUCUGUUUCACAUAAUGCUGGAAAGCUGAUGCUGAGCCUUGCCCGGCUGUUGGAGAGUGAUACAUCUGGAUCCAUUCCCGCAACAGAACUUCAGUCUUUUCCUGCAAAGCAGCCUGGCAGGGAAUCACCAGGAGAACCCUCAAUUCUUGCAUGGAAGAAACUGUGGCCCGACUGCGUUGCUGAACGAGAUUUUAAGGGGUUCGAACCCGUCGAGGAGAGGCCAGUUGAAGAGGAGAUUGUAUCCUUGGGCAAGUCCAUGGGGCUGGAGUUUGACACGGACAACAUCAAGGACCUCCUGACUGAGCAUGGGCCAGCAGCUGACGACCGACGAGCUGUUGGAGCUGCACAACAAGCAACAGACAGAGGAGUAAGAAGGCAGUCGCUUCAUCGUUACCAAACGAUAAGUGAGGUUGCUGCUGCUGCUGCUGCUGUUGCUGUGUCUGCUGCUGUUGCUGUUGCUGCUGUUGCUGUUGUUGCUGCUGCUGUUGUUGCUGUUGCUGCUGCUGCUGUUGCUGGAAAAGUUAAAAAAUUGGGAAAGAAUAAAUGCACAAUAACUGUUCACGAGCACAUCCAGGGCAGUAAAGGAAUGGUAAUUCUUUUUUUUUUUUCCAGGUGUUGGGCUGAAUCAAGAGAUGAGGGGAAAUUUAAUUUGGAUGUCAUUGACUGGUUGAUCCGCUCUCAUUUGUUAAAUAUGCAGCUGUUUGAUGAACAAUUAGCACGUAUUUUAGAGGAUCCUCGCCUGCCUACGUUAAUGCCAAUGCAUUCUCGCUUUAUUAUGCAGCUAGUCCAGAUGUAUUUGGUUGAUGAUCCCAGCAACACAGUACUGAGUGAAUCCGAUCUGCAGCUCACUUUGGAAGGGUUAGUUCGCCUUUGUCACAGUCGCCAACCUCCAGAGGGCCUCUUUAUGUUGAUUGAAGCACUUAAACUGAAACACGAUCUCAUGAGCGGUGAAAGGUUGAGUAGUACUCACUUGGGAGGAAGCAGCGUCACUGGAAUAUCAAGUCUUCCAAGUCUUCACUUCCAUUCAGGCGUAACACAGGCUCGGGAUUUUCAAGACCCACCUGCUUUGCAGGAAAAGACUGAAGUUCUGUUGCGGGAAUGGAUCCAGAUGUAUCACUCUCCAACAGCCGGGCAAGGCUCAGCAUCAGCUUUCCAGCAUUAUGUGAAACAGAUGAAUCUACACGGUAUUUUGAAGACUGACGAUCUUAUUACUAGGUUCUUCCGCAUCUGCAUUUCAAUGUGCCGAGAUUUGUGCGUGCGUUCCAUUCUGGAACAUGGACAAGGCCCUGCAUCACCCACUUACAUGCGAAGCAAAUGUUUCCAGAAUUUGGAUGCGUUUGUGCGCCUCAUUGCCUUGUUAGUCAAACAUUCUGGGGAGGCCACAAACCCAACAACCAAGAUUAAUCUGCUGAAUAAGGUACUUGGUCUAGUCUCUGGCAUCAUGAUCCACGACAUAGAAACUAACGGAACUGAAUUCCAACAACUUCCAUAUCACCGUAUCCUGAUAAUGCUGUUCCUAGAAUUGAAUGCUCCAGAAGCCAUAUUAGAGUCUAUCAAUUUACCAGUUCUCAUGGCGUUCACCCAAACCUUACACCUACUGCGUCCCAGCAAGUGCCCGGGCUUUGCGUAUGCAUGGAUAGAAAUAGUGAGCCACCGUGUCUUCAUAGGACGUAUGCUGGCCAUCACUCCCCAGCAAAAGGGAUGGUCCAUGUAUUCGAUGUUGUUGAUUGAUCUCUUCAAGUUCUUAGCACCAUUCCUCAGGAAUGCAGAGCUUGCAAAACCGCUUACAAUGCUUUACAAAGGAACCUUGCGGGUAUUGUUGGUUCUCUUGCACGACUUCCCAGAAUUUCUCUGUGAAUACCAUUACGGGUUCUGUGACGUCAUCCCUCCAAACUGCAUUCAGAUGCGCAACUUGAUUUUGAGCGCAUUUCCCCGUAACAUGAGACUUCCUGACCCAUUUACUCCAAAUCUGAAAGUUGAUAUGUUGCCUGAAAUCACAAUAUCUCCCAAGAUUGUAACAAAUGUUGCCAAUUUAAUUCAACCGCCAGAAUUUAAGAAGAACCUGGAUUCUUACCUGAAGAAUAGAACACCAGUUACGUUCCUUUCAGAUAUGCGUACGUACUUACAGCAAGUUUCCAGUGAACCCGGGAUGAGGUACAACAUGUCUGUGAUGAAUUCUUUGGUGCUGUAUGUUGGCAUGCAGGCUAUUGCACAGAUUCAUAGUAAGGGGUUAACUCCUUCCAUGUCCACGAUUGCUCACUCCGCCCACAUGGACAUCUUUCAGAACCUCGGUGUUGAUUUAGACACAGAAGGUCGUUACUUGUUCCUGAAUGCCAUAGCCAAUCAGUUGCGUUAUCCAAAUAGCCAUACGCAUUACUUCAGCUGCACACUCUUACAUCUCUUUGCUGAAGCAAAUGCAGAAGCAAUUCAGGAACAGAUAACCAGGGUUCUUCUGGAGAGGUUGAUUGUCAAUCGACCACACCCUUGGGGUUUACUCAUCACAUUCAUCGAGUUGAUUAAGAAUCCUUCUUUUAGGUUCUGGAGUCAUGAGUUUGUCAAAUGUGCCCCUGAAAUUGAAAAGUUGUUUGAGUCUGUGGCACGUUCGUGUAUGGUUCAGAAGGCUACACGAGACCCAGAUGCAUGACCACAAGUGCUUCAGUCUUAUUGUGCCCUGGUGGAGACCUGACCACAUUGACAGCACAGCAUUUUCCUUAGAGGCAGCAGUCCAAGAAGUCAUUUUUAUUGUUAAGGGUUUGAAACAGGUUGUACUUAGAAUGAAGAAUAACCUGCCUUGAACUUCAUGCUGACAGCUGGUGCUCUACAUGUAGGACCAAAAAAAAAAAAAAAAAGCAUGAUAGGAAACGAAUAUUGUAAUGUAAAUAGGUGGAAAAGGAAUGAUUGAUUGUUCACUUGAUCUGAGGUGCUCACCUAGAUAUUAUAAUGACUCAGUCUGUGAAAGUUCUAUUUCAUUUAGUACUUCUGUUAUAAGUGUUGCGAAAUCCAUCAAGAGCAUAAAUUUAAAAGCUAUGUACCUCCUGUUUUUUUUUUUUUUUUUUUUUUUUUUUUUUUUUUUUUUUUUUUUUUUUUUUUUUUUUUUUUUUUUUUUUUUUUUUUUUUUUUUUUUUUUUUUUUUUUUUCUUUUCUUGUAGGUGUAGAUUAUCUAGAAAUUUAUUUAACAGGACCAAAUUUUUCUUCAUCUUCAAUAAUAUUACAUAGUUAUUGUUUUUGUUUUCAGAAACCAGCAUAUCGUUUCUAAAAGGCUGUAUAUUUUUUACAGAUUAAAUUCUGUAGUCAUAUUUAUAUUUUGGAGGCAGAUGUCACGUAAAGCCGAGUGUCAGUAUGCGUAGUAAUUAUUCCAGUGCAAAAGUGAUAUGUAUCUUUAUUACUCUUUGUGAUCUUCAACUUCCAGGGAACCAUGUGAUGAGCUAUACCUAAGAAUAUUAGAUAAUAUGUGUUGUAGAUUUUUUUAUCAGGACAUGUCUUUGUCUCUGCAAUGGUACUGGGAGAGAUUGCAUUGGGCAUCCACUCAGAUUACUAUAGAGAAGAAAUGCUUUAUUAUUUUCACAAUUGUUGGUGGUGGUAGUGGUGUGAAACUUGGGCCUAUGGAUCUCCUUAGCAGUACUAUGUCAACAGGAAGACCUAGUAGUGAGCUUUGCAGAGGCAUAGUAUCAUGUGACUUGUGCGUGAUAACGCUACAUAUGCAAAAAUGACAAUGGACACAAAAAAUGUACAAAAUCCCACCCUCCCCCUCUUCAUAAGCUGUAGGAUUCAAUCUUUGUAACAAAUAUUUAGUAGUCAUUGUAAGAUAGAGUGCAUUAGCCAUUUAAGAUAUCAUCAUGCCCUCAAGAGUAGGCUUCCAGUCACUCGAAAGUCUAUACAGGGUACAAUAACACACACACACACACACACACAACACACACACCAUAGGAAAUGAAGAGUGUGUCCAGUCCCGUUCCCACAGUGCACUCUAUUUCCUGUUAUAUAUUUUCUCCUUUUAUUGCCCAAAACAUCAUCAUCCGGAUGUGUAAUGCUUUGGCACAAAACAUUUUUAAUAAGUAGAAUUGUAUCUGAAAAGUUGAAUUAAAUGAAUUGGAAAGAGAAAAAUUGAAAAAAAAAAUCCAAUAUAAAUUCUGGUAUGUAAAUUACUUGAAUCAGGUGGGGUGAAAUAUGGAAGUAAAGUGGUUUUAUGUCUCAUUUUUUUUAAAGAGCUUAUUGCCUAAUGUAGCAUUACAGUAUUGUUUUGCAAUCAUUUUGUAUUAAAUUGUACAGUAGAAUUGUUGAUGGUUCAGACUGAAGAGGGAAAUGUUGAAUAAAUCACACUAAAUGUGUGCCUGUAUAGUUGAAUAUAUUUUUGUUGACCAUGUCUAAAGAUAUGCAGUUUGUCACUUUGUGUCAUAUAAUUUAGUCCACUCUAGGUUAAGGAUGUGAAUAAAGGUAUCUUGUAGCAAAGCAUAA